Messenger RNA from Ochotona curzoniae (black-lipped pika), 2446 nucleotides. RefSeq names its product primase and DNA directed polymerase (gene PRIMPOL). Gene Ontology annotation, cellular component: mitochondrial matrix; nucleus. The transcript is spliced from 13 exons. Gene Ontology annotation, molecular function: chromatin binding; DNA-directed DNA polymerase activity. Gene Ontology annotation, biological process: DNA replication, synthesis of primer; replication fork processing; response to UV. The coding region runs from base 130 to 1803 and encodes 557 amino acids. NCBI's taxonomy places the organism in Eukaryota, Metazoa, Chordata, Mammalia, Lagomorpha, Ochotonidae. The record is from RefSeq and is a predicted model, not a curated record.
CCCGCGUUUACGGGCCUCAGAGGGCCGCCGAAGGAAGCCCGUGGGCAGCGCCUGGCCCGGAGACUAACCGGAGAAAGCAGCCCUGUCUGAGAUUACAUGGAAUAGGAAUCAUCUUGGACUUCUGAACUAAUGAGUAGAAAAUGGGAAGAAAAGCUGAAGCAGAUCGAAGAGCGAGCAUCUUAUUACCAGGCAAAACCACUGUGCUCCGUGUAUAGGCCAAGAUUGUCCAAACUGGAAGAACCACCCUCCAUUUGGAAACUAUUUCAUCGUCAAAGGCAAGCUUUUAAUUUCGCUAAAACUUGUAAACAGGAUGUUCAUGUAUUUGCUUUGGAGUACAAAACAGGAGAUGGACAGCGUAUUUAUCUUGUCACAACCUAUUUUCAGCUCUGGUUUUACUACAAAUCUCGGAAAAAUCUCUUGCACUGCUACGAAGUGAUUCCUGAAAAUGCUGUGUGCAAGCUUUAUUUUGAUUUAGAAUUUAACAAGCCUGCCAAUCCAGGAGCUGAUGGGAAAAAGAUGGUCACGUUACUGAUUGAGCAUGUAUGCAGAGAGCUUCAAGAUUUAUAUGGUAUAAAUUGCUCAGCUGUAGAUGUUUUCAACUUGGACUCUAGCACUGAAGAGAAGUUUAGCCGCCAUUUAAUAUUCCAGCUCCGUGAUGCGGCAUUCAAAGAUAACAUCCAUGUUGGUAAUUUUGUGAGAACAGUUUUGCAACCUGCUAUUGACUCAAUUGCCAGUGAAGAUGAUGGCAGCCUUCCAGAGACAAUGAGCCGUGGAUUUUCUCAUUUGCCUGAGGUGCUGAUAGAGCAAGGAAGUUCUUUCAACAAAAUGUCCCCAGAGGCGGGCCUAAGAGAGAGUGGGACAUUGAAUUCCAGGAAACAAGACAGUCUGGGAUCAGCUAAGCAAAGUGAUCCUGAUCUUUCAUUUUUAGUUGUGAAGAAUAACAUGGGAGAGAAGCAUCUUUUUGUAGAUCUGGGAGUUUAUACAAGAAAUAGAAACUUUCGGCUGUAUAAGUCAUCAAAACUGGGAAAACACGUGGCUUUGGAAAUUGCUGAAGAUAACAAAUUUUUUCCUAAGCAAUCAAAAGCUAUUUCUGAAGAGUACCAGUAUUUCCUGUCGUCUUUGGUGUGCAAUGUCAGAUUCUCAGAUACUUUACGAAUCCUUACAUGUGAAGCAACUCAGGAUAACAGAAAGCGACCGGAGCAUUUUAAUAAUACCAGCAUUUCAGUAGAAACCCUCGAAGGUUUUCAGUCUUCACCCUACCCUGAAGUCGAUCGGUUUGUUCUUUCCUUGGUGACUAAAAAUGACAUUAAAGGAGGAAUCAGACGGUGGAGCUACUUUUCCUCAGAAGAAUUACUGGUUUAUGAUAUUUUCAAAUAUCGCUGGUGUGAAAAUAUUGGAAGAGCCCACAAGAGCAAUAACAUCAUGAUUCUGGUUGAUCUGAAAAAUGAAGUUUGGUAUCAAAAAUGUCAUGAUCCCGUAUGUAAAGCAGAAAACUUCAAAUCUGCCUGUUUUCCACUGCCUGAUGAAGUACGCCUUCUGUUUCUUUUCAAAGAGGAAGAAGAGUUUACAACAGAUGAAAUUUGGAAUAAUGAAACCCAGAGUUGUCUUAAAUCGUCACCUAGUAAGCUGUCAACAGCUGCAUCCUCCGACACUGACUGGGACAAUGACAUGGAUGAUGCUAACUUCCUAGAAGCUACUGAAGAUGCUGAAUUAGCCGAGGCUGCAGAGAGCACUCUUCAGAGUUACAGCAGUGGAGUGGAUGAAAUUCCUGAUGAAAUUGUUAUGGAAAUCUUCCAGGAGUAGCCUGUUGGAUAUGCUGAAAUAUCUAAGAUUUGUAACAAGCCUUAACUUAUUAUUCCCCCCUUAACCACCUACUCUACUUAAGUAAAUUAGUUUUAUUGGAAAUUAACUGCUGUAUACUUAAAAUCUGUUGUCUGGGGCUGACUUAGGGGGUUUCAACAUUUUAAAAUUACUGAAGACAUUAUCAAAAGACUAUGGCAUCAAUUUGAUGCCAUUUAACAUUAGUCAUGAGACAAAUACUAAAUUCUGGUGACAAGGCCGCCUUCUUUCCCCAAAAGAUUUAUAACAGUUUUAGAAGGUAGCAUGAGACCGAUCUUUUACACAGGCGUUUCACCAGAGCUGUCGUCUUCACUCCAAGUCCAGGAGCCUUUCUAAUUGAUGGUUGAUAUUCUGCAAAUGAUUUUCAGCUCCCAAAAAGGAUCUUGCUUUAAAUAACAUAGCUGGAAGGCUGGAAGAAUCAUACUGUUGAAAGAAAACAACUCAAAUUAAUCUCAAACCCUCAUAUCUUUCUGUUGGCCAUACAUUACAUAUGUAAAGACCUUUCCAUUAACUACUUUCACUUUUAAACUUAGGCCAAUAAGAUCAGUUGUAAUCUGUUUCCCUAGGGUAUAAUUCAUAGAAGGCUGUAGGGCUUUACUGUUCUCAU